Messenger RNA from Selaginella moellendorffii, 2613 nucleotides. Its product is annotated as tRNA pseudouridine synthase A. NCBI's taxonomy places the organism in Eukaryota, Viridiplantae, Streptophyta, Lycopodiopsida, Selaginellales, Selaginellaceae. The coding region runs from base 18 to 1091 and encodes 357 amino acids. Gene Ontology annotation, molecular function: pseudouridine synthase activity; RNA binding. Gene Ontology annotation, biological process: tRNA pseudouridine synthesis. The transcript is spliced from 10 exons. The record is from RefSeq and is a predicted model, not a curated record.
CCCUAAUUCCUAGAGCUAUGGCGGAGCGACGAUGGUCUGCGAGGGAUUGCCACGAGUUCUUUGAGCAGCGGCCGUGGGAUUCCGUGCUCAAGUUCUAUCAGCUCGUUGUGAAUGGCCAGAUCGGGCUUCGCGAUCUGAGGAUCGAGCACAAUGAGAAAUUUGAAGAUCGCUGCUUGGAAACCAAGCAGCAAGAAGAGGAUAAGUCGCUUCCCAUAGUCGAUCGUUCCAAAGAGAGAGGAGGAAGGUGGGAAAGGAGGACAUUUAAGAUUGUUCUUUCUUACAGCGGCACAGCUUUCGCAGGAUGGCAAAAGCAACCGGGUUUCCUGACUGUCCAAAGUGUUCUUGAGAAGCAACUUGGGAGGUUUGUCGAUGGAAAGAGAGCAAGUAAUCUGGAGAAACAGGGAAAGAUCAAAGAAGCUCUAGUUUCAGUCGCGGGGAGGACUGACAAAGGUGUUCACGCUUGUGGACAAGUUUGCUCCUUCUAUACAUGGAUGAGAGAAUGCAAAGAGGAAGACGUGAAAUCUGCUGUCAACUCCGCCAUGCCAACAAUCCUGCGAGCAGUGUCAGCGUCCGAGGUAGACCGCGACUUCCAUCCCAUUUUUUCUGCAAAGUGGAGACGCUACAUUUACAUUUUUCCGCUUCGCAGCAGGGACGAGAUUGAUGUUUCUAAAGUGGCAACGCUGUUGCGAGCUCUCGAAGGCCACAGCUUGUCAUACGCAAUCUUCGCUCGCGACACAAAGAUCGCCAGAAGCAGCGGGCCUGCUACGGUGUGCACACUCUACCACGCUCGAGCUGCUCUCGCCAAGCUGCCAUUUCCCAACGAGGAAAAUGUCAUGGUUGUGGAGCUCGUCGCGGACAGGUUUCUAAGAAAGAUGGUGCGAGUUUUAGUGUCCACGGCGAUCAAGGAAGCCUUUGCCGGGGCAAACGACGACGCCUUGGUAGCUCUCAUGGAAGAAACGGACAGGCGAGCGUCGGCUCCUCCAGCGCCUGCCCAUGGCCUCUGUCUAGCAGAGGUUGGAUAUGGCAAUUCACAAGCGCGCGAUUGCCUGCUACGACAUUGUCAGCACAUCGUCAAGAACACAAAAGUGUGAUUUUUAUAAAGCUCGCCAUUCCGUUUAGGGCAACUGAAAGGGAAGGAGAAGAAGCAUAAAAAUUGGGAUUUUCUCUCUGGAUCAGGGCAGAAUGGAGCGGCUACCGCGAGAUCUCUUGCUCCGGAUCUUGACGAUCUGGGGAGGCUCCGAUGCGUUUGUAGAUCCUGCCAUAGCGCCAUUGCUUCACAGGAAUUUGCCCAGCAAUGGAAGGGAAGAGACCAGGUCUGUUGUGUCUUGCGCACCAGCCAAAAGGACGGCUUCCACACAGAAGUGUGGUACCCGGGCAGUGGCGCGAGAAGAUCUACCGGAUUGAAUCUAGGGCCUCGUGGGUGUCUCUCGAUGGGAGUUUCUUCUUCACACGGCCUGGUUUGUGGAUUGCUAGCAGAAGAGGCGCGUGCGCCUGACACAGCAUGGAACUUUGUGGUGGGGAAUCCAUUGACAAACAAAUGGACGAGGCUGCCUCCAAUCGAUAUCCCUUCUCGUCCGCUCGACCCCAUCGAAAGGAUAGAUCUCGAGGUUGAUCCGUCCAAAGGUUCCUACAAGCUGGCGAUCACCUACAGUGAAGUUGGCAGUGACUACGAAGUGAUCUACCAGGCGCGCCAGUAUGAUUCAGAGUCGCGGGUUUGGAAGUCGGCAGUGCCCUUUAUUGGCGAGCUCGACGGCGCAAAUACCAAGAUCGAUGGCUCCGUGCUUGGACGCGCCGGACUCCAUUACCCGCCAUACUUUCUCAUGGCCUACAAUCCCGAUUCCAUGGCCUGGUCUUGUCACAAGCACUUCGUUGGUGAGCCAACUCUCAACAAUGGUUACAUCUACAAGGAGUAUGCCGACGACACUGCCCAUUGUGGAGUUUGGAGGUGGAAAGACAGGAUUUUCUUCGUCACGCAUUCUUGUGGGUGUGUGGUUAUCUGGGAGCUGGACUGUCGAGAAGGAAAAGCGAAGCUUUUGUCAAGCAAGCGGUAUGAGGACCUGUAUGGCAAGAAUUGGAAGCCGAGAAAGACGUUGCUAUACCCCUCGACGCUGCUUGUUGGGAGCACAAUCAUGGUUUUCACAGAGUUGUGUGAGUCCUCGUACGGUUAUGCUCCGGUUGCAUACAACCUCGAGGAUUCAACAUGGCACUCGUCGGCUCACUACGAUCACACGUCCUUGACAACUGUGGACAUUGAAGCCAGUUGCGCAUUCAUUCCCAGCUUCAUCAUCGAGCCAUAGAGGAUGGCAAGACGGUCUUGCGAAAGGUGAGUAUUUAUAUAAUUGUGGUCUUGGAUUUGAUCAAAGGCAGAUGGCAAAAGCAACCUUUUGUUUACUGGCUGCCCAAAUCUUUUCCUUCUUCACUGUUUGCAUAUCUGGAGAAUUUGGGAUAACAGGGAAGAAGGUACAUGGACGCGAGGGCCGAGUGCGCGACUUCCAAACUGUCACGCUCAAGCUAUGCACUUGCAAAGCUGGUGUACAAGAAUACGAAAGUAAUCACUGAUUGUUUGCAGUAUAAUUGUGCAACUUAAAUUAAUAAGCUUUACGAAUUUAUCCA